AGGAGCGGCGGGGAUGCUGCUGCCUCUGCUCCGCCGAUCACACACUCGGUCCCGCUGGUAGUCUGAGGGGAAACAGUCGCAGCCAUGGCCUCGGACAACUGUCUGUUUGUGUGGUCUGAUCAGUGUGUCAUUGUGUGUCCCCUCUCCCUCUCCCUCCUCCUGCCAGUCCCCCCAGAGGCCAUCGGCUUCCUGUCGGCAGUGGGCGUCUUCAUCGUGGCAUUGGCCGUCCUCUUCCUCUUCAUCAACAAGAAGCUGUGUUUCUCACGCAUCGGUGGACUGCGCUGUCUGGAGCAACAUGGCCGCCGGAAGAAAGGACGACUGGGAAUCCGCCAGGGGCUCGUGAGCAGCUACGGUGGCGAUGAUGAUGAUAAUGCCAGCAGCUCCUCUGACAGUGAAGACGAGGUUCUGAAGCAGUUUGAGAUCUCGGUGUCACGUUCGCAGAGUUUUCGUACCUCAGCAGCAGCAAACAGCGGCGACCAGCAGCCGACUCAGCUGUCGUUGGGCCGACGCCACAAAUUCACCCGACUGUCGGACCAGGAGGAGGGCAGCACUGAGCCAUCGGACUGUGAAGACAUGGAGGCUCAGAAUCCGCCGAAGGGUUUCCAGGACCCGCUCUCUGCAGCGGCACAAGAGAACAAGAGGCCGUCAGCGGUCUCUCCGAACAGACCGGCUGCACUGGAGGCAUCGAGCACCAGGGACAGUCCAGUCCCGAGUAUGAAUCGACAGGCCGCAGAUGGCAGCGAGGACACGGAGAAGCCUGCAGAUUACGACAAGAAUGAUGCCACAGACAGCUCCUCCACCUGGAGCCCCGAGCAAGAGCAUCCUCCCCAGGAUGAGGUCUCCACUCAGCCGGCCACUUCAUCCCCUCGAACCCCCAUCUCUAAAUGUGGAGACUUGGUCCUCUCUUUGGAGUACCGGCCCGACACAGAGAAGCUGCUGGUCUCCGUGAUCGCGGCCCGGGACGUCCCCGACAAGGCCCGCAGCGGCAUGGACUCCUGGCAGGUGCACAUGGUCCUGCUCCCCUCCAAGAAACAACGCCACAAGACGUCAGUGCAGAAAGGCUCGCUGCCACACUUCAACGAGACAUUUCGCUUCUCACGCCUGGAGCCGUCAGACCUGCACAUGACGGCCAUCAGGUUCAGGCUGUACGCACUCGGACCUUCUCGGAUGUCUCGUGAGCGGAUGAUGGGUGAGAAGGUGCUGCGUUUAGGUGGGCUGGACCCGGACGGAGGGACGAUGGAGACGACACUGGUCAUGGAGCCUCGCAGUAACCUCAAGAGCGUGGACUCCCAGCUGAGCCUGUCUGCUGUGUCACAGAGCGACAGCGCCUCGUCCACUCAGUCUCUCACUCAUGGCGGCGUCCCCGAGCUGCUGGUGGGUCUCACCUACAACGCCACCACAGGACGCAUGUCGGUGGAGCUCAUCAAGGGCAGCCACUUCAGAAACCUGGCCAUCAAUAGACCACCAGACACCUAUGGGCGUCUGACUCUGCUAAACUCGGUCGGGCAGGAGAUCUCUCGCUGUAAGACAUCAGUGCGUCGCGGCCAGCCCAACCCUGUCUACAAGGAGACCUUCGUCUUCCAGGUGGCGCUGUUCCAGCUGUCAGACGUCACGCUGCUGGUCUCCAUCUACAACCGCCGCAGCAUGAAGCGCAAGGAGAUGGUGGGCUGGGUCGCUCUGGGCCAGAACAGCAGCGGCGAAGAGGAGCAGCUCCACUGGCAGGACAUGAAGGAGAGUCGAGGACAGCAGGUUUGCCGCUGGCAUGUCCUGCUGGAGGCAUAACGCCACCA
Molecule: messenger RNA, 1790 nt
Organism: Epinephelus fuscoguttatus (brown-marbled grouper)
Lineage: Eukaryota; Metazoa; Chordata; Actinopteri; Perciformes; Serranidae
Gene: syt16
Product: synaptotagmin XVI
Exons: 7
Coding region: 85-1782 (565 amino acids)
Source: RefSeq, a predicted model, not a curated record